UCCUAACCGCUAGAUGUCCCUCACAAGCAGCCAUGUAAUGUUUGAUGUCAGUGAGGAAAUGGAGAACUUUGAAGAGGACACCGUGAAGGUGCCGUUCGGGACGAAGCAAGUCGACGCUGCUCUGUGUAUCCCUGCUUCAUCACAGUCACUGGAGACAGACGUGGACACAGCCGUUAUUCUGACUCAUGGUGCCGGUGGAGACAUGAACUUCAAACACUUGCUUUCUCUUGCACAUGCUUUGGCAUCGAGUGGCUUCAUCUGUCUCCGGUUCACUUGCAAAAGUUUAAACUUGGGUUACAGGGUGAAGGUUUACCGAGCUGUGUGGGAAUACUUGAAAUCACUGCAGAAGUUUACCAUCAAGCACAUAUUCAUCGGAGGCAGGUCGAUGGGGAGUCGUGCUUCUGCGGCUUUAGCCAGGCAGCUGAGUGACGCGACGGAGGAUGCAGUGCAGGGCGUCAUCUGCCUGUCUUUCCCUCUACACCCUCCAGGACAGACACACAGCCAUCGCCAGCGGAGUGAAGAUCUGCGGGCGCUGCCUGAACACAUGCCUGUGCUGUUUGUGUCAGGCACUGAGGACAACAUGUGUGAUAGGGUCCUUUUUGACAAGACGGUCACAGAAAUGAAAGCUCAAACAGAGGUUUUCUGGCUGGAAGGAGGCAGCCAUGGUCUAACGGUGAAGGGACAGUCAGAGGAGUCUGUGAUGGAUCAAGUGAAUUUACAAGUUAUUACUUGGAUUAAUAAAAGUAGAGAGUAAACCAUUGAGGAAAUAUUUCAGUGUGUAUUUGUUUAGUUUUGUAAGUUAAAUAAAAUAUAUUUUUUCACACAGCACAGUCCAA
This is a messenger RNA of Solea solea (common sole), 836 nucleotides long. It is a transcript of the gene tex30, whose product is annotated as testis expressed 30. The transcript has 5 exons. The record is from RefSeq and is a predicted model, not a curated record. Bases 14 to 754 code for a protein of 246 amino acids. Lineage: Eukaryota; Metazoa; Chordata; Actinopteri; Pleuronectiformes; Soleidae.